CCCAAACUCCACAAGCUUCUCAAAUCCACUCCACAAGUGUUUCCUUCAUUCUUUAUACUUCUACGAAAAUAAAUUUUAAAAAAAAAUAUUCCAUCCAGUCUAAUCUCCUCCAGAAAAAGUAAAAAUAAAACAAAACUAUAGAAUAAGAUCAGAGAAACCUAGAGAGAGAGAGAGAGAGAGAGAGAGAGAGAGAGUGUGUGUGAGAGAGGAGUGAGAGAGAAAGAGUGGAGAUGCGAUGCAAUGGGUUAGCGAUCUCAGGAGGAAGCGAUUCUCGCUUCUUCUUCCCUACCAAUUCCUCGACGAUCUACACCGCCAGCGCCAGAAACCCUAGCUCCACCGUUCUUUUCCCGGGCCGGCCCGUUUUCUCGACCCGGAUUCGGGCGACACCGAGGGCUUCUGCGGCGGCGGCGGUGGUCGGCGACCGGGUUGCGGAAUUGAGCUUCUACGAGCUGCUGGGGAUCCCGGAGUCGGGAUCGUUGGGGGAGAUAAAGCAGGCGUACAAGCAGCUGGCGAGGAAGUACCACCCCGACGUAUCGCCGCCGGGUCGGGUCGAGGAGUACACGCGGACGUUCAUUCGGGUCCAGGAGGCCUACGAGACGCUCUCCGAUCCGCGCCUCCGAGCCAUCUACGACCGCGACAUGGCCAAGGGGCUUCACCUAGCUUUCUCCGCCCGGAGAAGAUACCAAUCCGACGAGGGAAUGGAAGAGAAAAGUGAGUGGAAAAGUCAUUGGCAAUCUCAGCUAUCAGAGCUUAAAAGGAGAAGCGUGAACAAGGAUUCCAGAGGUAACAUGUCAUGGGGAGCUAGAAUGCGCCGGCGAAUGGAGGAUUUAUAAGAGUUCCUCUAAUAAUCUCUCUUUGUAUAUAAUUUAUAAGAGUCUUCCAAUUACUGAACAUCAUUAUCUACUUCCUUGCUGCUUUGCAACUCUGCAAUGCAAAGAAAGUAUUCAAUGUACGAAAUAGCUAGUUUCGAUCCAGAUUCUGUAACUUCUAGCUCUAGCUAUGUUCCAAAUUAUAAUUUAGUGUGCAAAGCGUUUUGAGAUAGUACCUUUUAUUCA
Morus notabilis is the source of this 1055-nucleotide messenger RNA. RefSeq names its product chaperone protein dnaJ 20, chloroplastic. Bases 231 to 833 code for a protein of 200 amino acids. NCBI's taxonomy places the organism in Eukaryota, Viridiplantae, Streptophyta, Magnoliopsida, Rosales, Moraceae. The transcript is spliced from 2 exons. The record is from RefSeq and is a predicted model, not a curated record. Gene Ontology annotation, cellular component: chloroplast.